ACACAGGAAGUGAUGCUUGAUGCGUUUAGAAGACUUGACCCUGACGCGCUCGUGUCUGUUCCGCUCUCCCCUUGGUGUGUGUGUGCGCGCCCGCCAUGUGUGUGUGUGUGUGUGUGUGUGUGUGUGUGUGUGUGUGUGUGUGUGUGUGUGUGUGUGUGUGUGUGCGUGUGCGCCAUGUGUGUGUGUGUGUGUGUUCCUCCAGCUCCUCUGAGUCUGUGCGUCGUCCUCUCAGCUGCUCCAGUCUGCUGCUGCUGCACAUCCACCCCGGAGCCAGCACGCCGAGGAGGCGGGCCGACUGUAGCUACACCUCGGCCAGCGGUGCUGGGUCAUAGCGCUGGUGGAGGGUGGGGUGGGAGGGGGGGGGCAGCACUCUGCUCUUCUUGCCCUUCCUAAAGCGAACACAGCCUGAAGCAGUGAGGACACCAUCACCUCUCAGCGCGGACUGGAGGAGGUUUGGGUUUGGGAUCAGACGCACAGAGUUGCAGCUGCAGAGGCUCCUCUCUCUCUCUGCGCUCACAGUCCGAGAUGGAAGAUGGUCCGUCUUCAACAAGCUGUUUCAGAAGGUUAACGGACUGUUUCCUGGGUGCAAGCUUGACGGAUGAGAAAGUGAAGGCCUACCUCUCGCUGCACCCUCAGAUGCUGGAUGACUUUGUGUUGGAGAGCGUGAGUGCAGAGACGUUGGACAGAUGGCUGAAGAGGAAGACCAGCAGCAGGCCUGCAGAUGACACGUCAGCUAAAGAAGUCAGCAGGUACCAGGACACAAACAUGCAGGGCGUGGUGUACGAACUCAACAGCUACAUGGAGCAGCGGCUGGGCGCUGGAGGAGACAGCAAACUCCUGCUCUAUGAGCUGUGCAACAUCAUCAAAACAGCAACAAAAGCUGAUGGAUUUGCACUUUACUUCUUGGGAGAAUGCAACAAUAGUUUAUGUUUGUUCACUCCAACGGGGGCCAAAGACGGCCCUCCAAGCCUCAUCCCCUUCGGGCCCAUCACAUUUGGGACAACCAUCGCCGCUCAUGUUGCCAAGACUCGCAAAACACUCCUAGUAGAAGACGUCAUGGGGGACGAGCGCUUCCCCGACGGCACAGGGCAGGACUCAGGGAUCCAUGUUCACUCUGUCCUGUGCCUCCCCAUCCUCACUGCCAUCGGGGAUCUCAUUGCCAUCCUGGAGCUGCAUCGGCACUGGGGCAAGGAGCCCUUCAACCUCAGCCACCAGGAGGUUGCUACAGCUAAUCUAGCGUGGGCAUCCGUUGCCAUUCAUCAAGUACAGGUGUGCAGAGGUCUCGCCAAACAGACUGAGCUCAACGACUUCCUUCUAGACGUGUCAAAAACAUACUUUGAUAACAUUGUGGCAAUAGAUUCUCUACUUGAACAUAUAAUGAUAUAUGCAAAAAACCUGGUGAAUGCGGACAGGUGCGCACUCUUCCAGGUAGAUCACAACAACAAAGAACUGUACUCGGACCUGUUCGAUAUCGGGGAGGAGAAAGAAGGAAAACCGGUCUUUAGGAAAACCAAAGAAAUUAGGUUUUCUAUAGACAAGGGAAUAGCUGGUCAAGUUGCUCGGACAGGGGAAGUCUUAAAUAUCCCAGAUGCCUAUGCAGACCCACGGUUCAACCGAGAGGUGGACCUUAAAACCGGCUACACCACGCGGAACAUCCUGUGCAUGCCCAUCGUGAGCAGGGGGGCUGUUAUAGGCGUGGUGCAGAUGGUGAACAAGCUAAGCGGAAGUGCCUUCACUAAAACAGAUGAGAACAACUUUAAGAUGUUUGCUGUCUUUUGUGCUCUGGCCUUACACUGUGCAAAUAUGUACCACAGGAUCCGGCACUCUGAAUGCAUUUACAGAGUGACCAUGGAGAAGCUGUCCUAUCACAGCAUCUGCACAUCAGAGGAAUGGAAGACCCUCACCCAGCUCAACCUCCCUGCACCCAUUUAUAAAGAGAUCGAGAUGUUCCACUUUGACAUCAGCCCCUUUGAGGAGAUCUGGCCUGCUGUCUUCAUCUACAUGGUCCAUAACUCCUGUGGAAAGACGAGCUUUGAGCUGGAGAAGCUGUGUCGGUUCACCAUGUCUGUACGGAAGAACUACCGGCGUGUUCCCUACCACAACUGGAAACAUGCGGUGACGGUGGCUCACUGUAUGUACGCCAUCCUGCAGAAGACCACCGGGAUGUUCACCGAGCUCGAGAAGAAAGGUCUGCUGAUAGCCUGCCUGUGCCACGACCUGGACCAUCGGGGGUACAGCAACACCUACCUGCAGAAGUUUGACCAUCCUCUGGCUGCUCUGUACUCCACCUCCACCAUGGAGCAACACCACUUCUCUCAGACCGUCUCCAUCCUGCAGCUGGAAGGGCACAAUAUUUUCUCCAACCUGAAUUCCAGCGAGUACGAGCAGGUGUUGGAGAUCAUCAGGAAGGCCAUCAUCGCCACCGACCUCGCCCUGUACUUCAACAACCACCAGCAGCUGACGGAGCUGCUGACGGAGCAAUUGCUCGACUUAAACAACCACUCGCACAGGGACCGUGUGAUUGGUCUGAUGAUGACAGCAUGUGACCUGUGCUCUGUUACCAAGAAAUGGCAAAUCACACGACUCACAGCCAACGAUAUCUACGCUGAGUUCUGGGCUGAGGGAGACGAGAUGAAGAAGAUUGGGAUGCAGCCGAUCCCCAUGAUGGACAGAGAUAAGAAGGAUGAGGUUCCCCAAGGCCAAGUGGGAUUCUACAAUGCUGUUGCAGUUCCAUGCUACACGACACUAUCAGAGCUCUUCCCUCCCUCCGGUCCUCUCCUGAGAGCCUGCAAGGAGAACCUGGGCCAGUGGGAGAUGAUCUCACGGGGAGAGGCGGAGGACAUCGUGGCUAAGCGGUCUGCCGAGUCCUCCGGCCCGGUCAAGGUGGACAACUGACAAACCAAAGGGGGUUUCUGGCUCACCAAAGGAACACAACCUGAAUCCUGCCCCAGACCUGAACUCUGUCUGUACUGAAGAACCCACAAUCCUGUGUCAGCGGGAGGCGGAUCAGCUAAAGGAGAACUUUGAAAACACACACAGUUACCUCAUGGGGUGACGGAGGUGUCAACACUGACGGUUUCACCGCUCCCAGAGACUGACAGUCAGCUGAUGGCGAGGGACUCUGACCCAUCGAUGGCGUCUGUCCGGUGGAUGGACUCGUGUUUUUAGUUUUGCUGUUUCAUGUUUUAUGGUUUUUUAUUUGAUUCUUUUAGGGUCUUGUAUUUGCAGAGGCCUUACUCUGAACCUGUCCCAGGAGAGAACAUGUGAAACCUUGGCGAUGGUUCAGGCUUUUAUUUUGAAAUGGUACUGUUUGCCUUCUGUGGUAGGUUUAUCGUACGCGCACUACUUCAGCAAGGUAUUCCCAGAGACAGGAGGAAUGUGUAGAGCAGAUGUAAGGUGUGGUGCCACCUUACUGAGAAGGUGAAUGUUUUUUAUUACUUUCUGAGCAAAAAUCCUUUGCAGUACUUGAAUAAAGACAAACAGCCUACUGGAGGUGGAGACGGCAGAAACCCCCCCACAGUGAGAGGAGUUAGAUAACGUCCACGCUUUGAUCACAGUCACACAGAGAGUCACGAUAUUCCUCCCUGAAGUGGACCCCACAGCACCGCCCCCCCCUGCACCACAACCCGCCCCUGGCAGUUAGGAGCCUGCUGCAUGGUACAUCAGCUCCCUCUGAUUCACAGGAUCUGAUCCCAGGCCAGCAGUCAUGAUUCACACAGGACGAAUAAAGAUGCACAAACAGCAUCCGUCUCACUUACAGUACGCCCCGCCUGCACACCAGUGAAGUUCCACUUUUCACGUCACAAUCUCAUCAUGAAUUAUUUUACACUACAAUCUGGUUCCUCCUCAUUAAUCAGUAAUCAUUCCUGCAUGCAUGAAUAAAACAGGAGUUAAAUGAGGAUACUGCACAAGUUUGCAGAGUGUCUCAGCUCAGAUCUGUUUGUUUGCAGUGGCACAAUAAACUUUCAACAUGCUGUCUGCCUUACCUUACGUCCACACAGAGCCCUGAGGUACGCCACACGGCGAAGCUGUGCUGAUGAAGAGAGGGAUAAGUUGUUGUUGGUGAAGUUUCCUCACGGCUUUUGACACCACACUGUAGUUUAACAGAUGUUUGACACUGAGCACACUCAGCUCAGCAGAGGCCUCAAAAAUCAUUUCUCUUUCCCAUGAGUGCAUCUUUAUUUUUUUAUCUCUGGGAUUCCCACUCAAGAGCAUCGGCUGUAGAAAGUUCCUGUCAUAGGAAGGAGGAAUACUCCUGUACGCUGAUUCCCUGACGUCAUGCAUUUGGACUCUUCUAAAUGACUUUCCAAGAUCUUCCAAAAGACAAACAGUUUGUCUUUAAACCGUCAUUCCAGUGGACGUGGUCCCUCUGAGACUGAAGUGGUUGUGUUGGGACUGGUUCUGGUGUGAAUGUUCAUCUUGAUGAAUGUUCUGUGUGAUUGCUGAUCCUCAGUGGUGGCAGGUUUCCAUGAUGUGCUCUGUCUUACUUUUCCAGAAUUGCUUCCAGUAAGCUUCAACCAAGAGCAACAAUGAGAGCGCACCUGAACAGAAGACCCUGACAGGUGUGUGUGUGUGUGUGUGUGUGUGUGUGUGUGUGUGUGUGUGUGUGUGUGUGUGUGUGUGUGUGUGUGUGUGUGUGUGUGUGUGUGUGUGUGUGUGUGUGUACGAUCCAGGAAGUAGUUUGUACAGACUGAGAUGUGUGCUCUGAUGGUGCUAAACUGAGCAGCAGUCGUGCACUUUGUGUGUGUGUGUGUGUGUGUGUGUGUGUGUGUGUGUGUGUGUGUGUGUGUGUGAGAGAGAGAGAGAGAAGACUUGACUGUCUCUUCCCCUCCACCCCCCCUGAGAACAUGGUUAAGUCCUAAACACUGCACUGUCCCCUCUACUUUUCAGCACCAGUUAUAUCCCGUUGUCUGCACUAUGUUUAGCUUCUGAUCUUUAUCAUUAUUAUUAUUAUUGAUGAUUAUUAUUAUUGCUAUUAUUACUAUUGUUAUUUUCUUAAUUAGAGUUCAAUUUAAAUUAACUUAUAUUUUUUAUACAAAGAGAAACAAUGUUGGCCUUUUUGUUUUGUACAAAGUAAACAUUAAGAUAACAAACGGUCUCGACGUGUUACUGUUACCCAGAAUAAUGCGGAAUGUUUCAACUGUAAAUGUAAGAGCAGUCGCCCAAAUGACUUUUAUUAAAUACCUGAAAAACA
Molecule: messenger RNA, 5194 nt
Organism: Notolabrus celidotus (New Zealand spotty)
Lineage: Eukaryota; Metazoa; Chordata; Actinopteri; Labriformes; Labridae
Gene: pde10a
Product: phosphodiesterase 10A
Exons: 22
Coding region: 526-2895 (789 amino acids)
Biological process (GO): negative regulation of receptor guanylyl cyclase signaling pathway; signal transduction
Molecular function (GO): 3',5'-cGMP-stimulated cyclic-nucleotide phosphodiesterase activity; protein binding
Source: RefSeq, a predicted model, not a curated record